ACUGUGACGUAAUGCCAUACCAACGGUGAGGUCGUCUCCUGUAAAUAAUAAAUGUAGACUAUGUAAGCUGCGUUAUAGCGUAUUGUUUCGUUUUUUCCCCCUAAUGUGGAACAAAUAUUUAAAUGCUUCUUGUUCAUUUCAGUAGUGGCAGCCCUCUGACCGUAGAAUUAGCUGUCGCCACGGCUAACGUUAGCCUGACACUCAGCUGUUUUGAACGCUAGCGAUAGCUAGCUAGCGGCUGAGCUAACACAGGUUACAACAGGGAGAAUUUAUCAUGCCUUUAAAAGCCGCUUUUUAACUGUGAUGAGCGCAUGAGAUGAUCUGUCAGUCACCAGUAGCCUCUGAGUGACCUGCCUCGUCUCGAAGACCAUCAGUCAAGCUUGUCUUGGCGCUUGGCCUCCAGUCUGCCAUGCAGCUAUGAGCUCUGCCCUGUGGAGCGGGGACAAGGCUAGCGGGGGCUUCAGGGAGGACUGGCGCUUCUACAUGGUUGUGAAGGAAUGCUCUGUGGAGAAGCCUACCCAAAAGACCCUGAGGAUUCCCCGUGGUAGCCUCGGCCAGGCCUGCCAGGAGCGCAACAGCCUGGGCCGAACGCUUCCCCCAUGCAAGGGCAAGAAGAGCCUCCGUAUCCUGGACCAGACCAACGUGGUGCUGAGCCUAGAUGAGCGGGACGUGGUGGAGCUGGACGAGAAGCUGGCUGAGCUGCUUUUCCCCAUCACCAACUGUGAGGAGCGAUACAACUUGCUCUCUGACGAGGAACGGCUCGAACGCGUUCGAGACAUCGACUGUGGCUCCAAGGUGCGCGUCCAGCUGCGCUCGGGGGAUGAACCUCUACCUGGAGUGGUGCGUUUCAAAGGCUCGCUGCUUCCUGACCGAGCCCUCUCCGGAAUCUGGUUUGGCGUCGAGCUCCUGGAGGAGGGUCGGGGCCAGGGCUUCACGGAGGGCUCCUACCAGGGCCGGCAGCUCUUCCGUUGUGAGGAAGAGUGCGGCGUGUUUGUUGCCUUGGAUAAGCUGGAACUCUGGGAGGACGAUGAUAAUGAAAGUUUGGGCCAGCUGGAGGUGAAUCAGAUCAGACUGGAGGACGACCAGGACUAUCCUCCGCUGGAGAUCAACUCCAGGGUGGUGCUGAGAGAGGAGCCGGAGAGAGGAACCGUCAUAUUUUGUGACCUGCUACCAGGGAAUGAGAGCCAUGGUUACUAUGUGGGAGUGGACAUGGACAAUCCUAUAGGGAACUGGGAUGGUAUGAUUGAAGGGAAGCUGGUGUGUAAUUUUGCCAGUUUGGAGCACACUCGACUCGUCCACAUCAGUGACGUAAUGCCAGAAUAUCCCAUGCAGAACCAAAGGCUGCCAAUGCACAGUUUUGCCCCCAGAGGCAGUGACAAAUCCUCCUCUGGCCAAAGCAAACCAAAGAGCAAAGGAUUAGCUCAUCAGUGUGGCAGUAGGAGCAAGUCUGAGUUUUACUAUACUUUAAAUGGCAGCUCUCUUGACCCCCCAGCUCAGCCCAAAUCCAAAAGCACAUGGUACAUUGAUGAAGUAGGAGAAGACCCUGCAAAGUCACUCACCGACACCCCACCUGAAUUCAACCAGUCUCCUCCACCAUCCAGAGCCCCACCCACAACUUCACUGUCAAGUGACAACAAGUUCCACUCGCUGCCCUUUAGCCUGAAUCGUAAGACCCCUGAGAAUAUAAGCCAAGGGCCCAUCUCACUUUCUGUUGGGUCUGUAAUGGGAGAGCAGCUUGAGCCCCCAUCGCCUGCUAACCCUCCGUCUCCUCGGCCUCCGACGCCUCCCCGAGGGCAGUCAGGUCUUGAGGUGGGCUCACUGGUGGAGGUGAAGGAGAACCCCCCUCUAUGUGGUGUUAUCCGCUGGGUGGGCCUGCCUCCUGGCCUGCUGGAGCCUUUGGCUGGACUGGAGUUGGAAGAAGAGUGCCCUGGAUGCACUGAUGGCACCUUCAAAGGGACUCGCUACUUCACCUGCCCACCCAAAAAAGCUCUGUUUGUGAAGCUCAAAUGUUGUCGGCCUGACUCCCGCUUCCCCUCCCUGCACCAUUCCUCCAACCCCAUAGAGCGGUGCAACUCUAUUGCAUUUGGAGGUUAUCUGAGUGAGGUAGUGCAUGAGAACACUCCACCUCGGACAGAGAACGAUGGUCUGGAUGUUAUGGUGGGGAAAAAGAAAGGCAUUCAAGGCCACUACAACUCCUGCUAUCUGGAUUCAACUCUAUUCUGUCUUUUCUCCUUCAGCUCUGUACUGGACACGGUUCUGCUGAGGCCACGUUCAAAAACUGACGUGGAAUAUUACAGAGAGACUCAGGAGCUGCUACGCACAGAGAUAGUCAAUCCACUGCGCAUACAUGGGUACGUUUGUGCCACGAAAGUGAUGAAGCUCAGGAGGAUCCUCGAGAAAGUAGAAGCUGCCUCAGGAUUUACGUCUGAAGAAAAAGAUCCUGAGGAGUUCCUUAAUAUCCUGUUUCAUCACAUAUUAAGAGUGGAUCCACUCCUGAAGCUAAGGUCUGCAGGUCAGAAAGUCCAGGACUGUUACUUUUACCAAAUCUUUAUGGACAAGAAGGACAAGGUCGGAGUUCCAACCAUCCAGCAGCUCCUGGAGUGGUCCUUCAUAAACAGUGACUUAAAAUUUGCGGAGGCUCCGUCUUGCCUUAUCAUCCAGAUGCCACGCUUCGGCAAGGACUUCAAAAUGUUCAACAAGAUUUUUCCCUCCUUGGAGUUAGACAUCACAGACCUUCUUGAAGACACUCCGAGGGAAUGUCGCAUCUGUGGAGGCCUGGCUCUCUACGAAUGCAGAGACUGUUAUGAGGAUGGGGAUAUCACUGCUGGCAAGAUUAAGCAGUUCUGUGAAAAGUGCAAUACACAGGUUCACCUCCACCCGAGAAGAAAAGCCCAUCGACACAACAAACUAUCCGUCCCCAAGGAGCUGCAGGAAGGCACGGGGCGUCAGGGCGGUUUCCCCCGCCAGCGGAUGGAGCUGUUUGCUGUGCUGUGCAUCGAAACCAGUCACUAUGUGGCCUUCGUCAAGUACGGCAGCGCCGAUUCUGCCUGGCUUUUCUUCGACAGCAUGGCGGACCGUGAUGGGGGCCAGAAUGGUUUCAACAUACCGCAGGUGUCUCCCUGUCCCGAAGUGGAAGCCUAUCUGAAAAUGACCCCAGAGGAGCUGCACACCUUGGACCCCAAGAGCAUCCAGGGCCAGGCGCGACGUCUGCUCUGCGACGCCUAUAUGUGCAUGUAUCAGAGCCCGACCAUGAGCCUUUACAAGUAGAUUCCUCUGUCUAAAGCCUACGCCUUUCAUCCUCUGCCACUCCAUCUCCACUUCUUCAGCCUGGAGGUUCAGAGAAAGACCUGAACUCAUAGCAGAGAAGUUGUCUCCCAGCAGAAUGGGGUGCCGGGGGGUGCUGCAGUAUCUGGAGCUAUCCUCUCCCUCAAAGCCGGCUCAUUUCGGGAAGUUAGGGAGAUGGACAAGAGAAGAGAGAAGCCUAUUUGCACUGUGCAUUAGUUUAAAGUACUGUGUUCUUUAUGUAGUCCUAUGUAGCUUUCAUGUGUCUCACAGCUGCACGUCGGCAGUGGUUAAUGAAGCCAAAGUAGGUAUUAUGAGGAUCCACUCCCUGUUUAGGGAGGAUGGGCGGCAGAGCGUGUUGCGUCGUAGUGGCUGACUAAACAUGUGCAGCGAAAACAAAUGGAGCCUGUGGGAGGACCUUGCUCACCUCAUUUACCUUAAGAAAAGAGGAGUCCUGCUAUUCUAAAUCACUGUAAAACAUGGGAGCAUCCAUAUCACACAUUAAGGAAGCAACACAAUGUAGAAUACCUUUCACCCAGCCUAUAUGUGCUGUAUUGAAACCUUGUGCAAAAUCUCUUAGUAGCAUAGAUUUCUCCGGGUAGUAACAGUAUAGUUGUCAACUGGGUGUGCAGUCGCAUUAUGCCCAUGCUCUUCUGCUCUAUAUGACCUGGCGUCCAUUUUUCCAUAACCUCUGUAGAAACGUCCUUCACUGUAUGAUUUGCAGGAUAAAUGCAGCCUUAGUGAAAGUAUCGUGCUUUGCCACAGACGUCGGCACCUUUCCGCCAUCUCCAAGUGGACCUAUCAGGAAACGUUUAAGUUUUUCUUUCUUCCACUCGCCCCCGUUUGAAGUCACACUGGGUGCUAAUUUGUUGGCUGGGGGACAUCAGAGUUUUGUUACAGAAUACAGAUUUGCUCCUCUGCUGUAGCUCUAAAGAAUGGCCUGCAUCGCUAAUGCAGAGUAGGUGGCAGAUAAAUGCAUGAAAGGAGGCUUGUACAAUGGCUUCUAUUGUAACGCUGCUCGGUGGAGCGCUCUGUGCAUUCACAGGGUCAAUGAGGUGAAAAACUGGAGAAGUCUGGCUGUUUUUUCCUCGAGUCGAGCGUGUGUGGUGUGAAGAAAUGCCGCGUCUGGCUCUUUGUGUUAACGAGGAAGUCUGAAUUAUGUUUUAUGUUUACAAAGCCUCUCUUCCCCUCCCCCUGCCUGUCCUGACAGGUCUGAUUUCCAGCUGAAGCAAAGUAUUGACUCUUACUGCCUUUAAUGAAGGUGUGACCUGUGAGAUUUCCACCCUGACCCUAGAUAACAGAACAGAUCUGAUCAAAUAUAAUUUAUUUAAACUCUAAUUAUAACAAAGUCUGAAAAAAAAAGAAAGAAACAGGGUUGAUGACGUUGGGUACUCUCUGUCCACUUUCACUGUAUAUUUAAGUGAGUGUUUGUACUUUAUGUUGUCUUAUAGCAACUACUGAUUUUUAACGGGGACUCAAUUAUCAGUUAACAAGGGAUGGGAAAAGAAAAAGGCACAAUGGGUGUAACCAUGGGACACCAUAUAUCUGUGUAUUUAAAGAGGACAUUUUAUUAAAGAAUUAAAACUGA
Cyprinodon tularosa is the source of this 4870-nucleotide messenger RNA. RefSeq names its product cylindromatosis (turban tumor syndrome), a (gene cyld). The record is from RefSeq and is a predicted model, not a curated record. Gene Ontology annotation, cellular component: cytosol. Gene Ontology annotation, biological process: regulation of mitotic cell cycle; positive regulation of extrinsic apoptotic signaling pathway; necroptotic process. Bases 418 to 3267 code for a protein of 949 amino acids. The transcript has 17 exons. Gene Ontology annotation, molecular function: cysteine-type deubiquitinase activity; K63-linked deubiquitinase activity. Lineage: Eukaryota; Metazoa; Chordata; Actinopteri; Cyprinodontiformes; Cyprinodontidae.